UCCACAGACCGCGACCCCAAAAUGGCGAGUCGGGGUACGGUCUCGGGGAGCUAGAGGGAUCAGGUGGGGGACCGGUCCUCCAAGCCUCCCCCCCUCCCACCCCGCGCUCCCGAGCUCGGAGCUGCCCUCGCCAGGCCCGCAGAGGCGCGGGAACCGGGCGCUUGCUCCUCAGGGCGGCGGGGAGGCGUGGCGACAUUGCUGCCGAGUCGAGGAAGAGGGAAGUGGCGCCCGCGGAAGCCGGGGCUGGGCGGAGUGCCCUUGGGGAGAAGAUCCACUCAUUGGUUUUAUACCAAACCUGACAAGGCCUCAGUUGUCAAAGGUGGCACCAGGAGGAUGUCACACAUAGGAGUAAAACUGUUCCUAGAGCAAAUGAUGAUGAGACAUCUGGAGGUGAAUGCAUGCUUGUACCCACACAUGGAGGCUUUGUGGGGGACUGAGGGGUCUCUGAAAGAGAGCUCCAGUGAGAGUAAGAAAUCCAGCCCACAAACGGACAGUCUUGGUCCUGAGAGCGCUCGCCAGCACUUCCGGAGCUUCUAUUAUCAUGAAGCACCUGGACCCCUUGAGGCUGUCAGCCAACUUCAGGAAUUAUGCCACCAGUGGCUGAGGCCAGAAAUCCACUCGAAAGAGCAGAUCUUGGAACUGCUGGUGCUAGAGCAGUUCCUGACUAUUCUACCCAGGGAGACCCAGAACUGGGUGCAGAAGUAUCGUCCACAGAGCAUCAGAGAGGCUGUGGCCCUGGUAGAGCGCUUUCAGAGAGAACCUGAUGGAAUAAGUGAUGAGGUCACAGCCCAUGAGCUGGGAAAGGAGGCAGUGCCCUUGGGAGGAACAGCAGUGGCCCCAGGCUUUAAGUGGAAGCCAGCAGAGCCCCAACCAAUGGGUAUGUUCCAGAAAGAAUGUUGGAAUACAUACCGGGUACUACAGGAACAGCUGGGCUGGAAUACUCACAAAGAAACCCAGCCUGUAUAUGAAAGAGCUGUGCCUGCUCAACAGAUUCUAGCCUUUUCUGAGCAGAAAAGCCCCCCAAACUGGAAGAUGGCAUCUGAGCUCAUCUUGCCUGAGUUCCAGAGCCUGUUGACAUUUGAAGAUGUGGCAGUGUCCUUUUCUGAGGAAGAAUGGAAGUUACUGGACCCUACUCAGAAGAUCCUUUACAAUGAUGUAAUGCAGGAGAACUAUGAGACUGUCAUCUCUCUAGCUUGGGAGGAUUCUAGUUCAUCUCCUCCGGACUCAGUGGGGUCCCGUGACAGUGCUGGUGAGGAAGGGACAGAGACCGCCAUCACCCAGUCACGGCUACAGAUGGACUUGGGCAAAGCAACACGGAGCUGUGGGUGGCUCCCCCUGACUGGCAUCUGAGACUUGGGGCUCCAGAGCCAUCGCAUCCCGCCAGAAGGGGGCCGUGGCCGUGGCUUGUGCAAUCCAGGCCUCGCUGAAGAUGGGCUCCGGGUUUCAAGAGUCUGAUGCGGACUGGGAGGCCUUCCGCCUGCGCUCCAGGCAGCUCCAGCAUGAAGAAGCAGCCGGGCCUCGCUGGGCUUUCCACAGACUCUGGGAGCUUUGCUGUCCACGGCUGGAGCCAAACACGCGCUCCAAGGACCCAGUCCUGGAGCUGCUGGUGUUGGAGCCGUUCUCAGCAUCCUGCCCACGGAGACAGAGAGCUGGAUGGGGCUGCUGGGCCGGCAGCACAGAGCAAGGUCGUGUCUGUGAGAGAAGACUUCUGCCCAGAAGCCGGGCUACCAGAGCCGAGGGUGGGCAUCGCCCUUGGCGUCUUGGGGGUGAGACCCCGGGAAGGAGCAGAGGUCCCUGGCGCUGGGUCAGACGUUUGUCUCCGUGUCCUGUUCGGCCCCAGGAUCUCGGCCCGGUCCUUUAUAUUUGUCUUCUGCUCGGAUCAGUGUAUGGCUUGCUUCUCCGGGUAUCAGACCCAGUCCCCUCCUAUAGCAAAUAGUCUGUUGUGUCCCCUUAAAUACAUUGGAAUGGAAUUCAAAGGGAACACAGCCUACCCACAUCCAUCCUCCAAUAACAUCAGUAUCGUGCUGUGCGGGGUGCUGGUCAGAUCUGGCCACGGCCUGUGUGUGUACGCCCCGGGAGCUGGAGCAGAUUUAACCUGUUAAAGGUUUGCUUUUUUAUUUUUUAUUUUUUUGAGACUGAUUUAUUUAUUUGAGGGGCGCCUGAGUG
This is a messenger RNA of Zalophus californianus (California sea lion), 2166 nucleotides long. It is a transcript of the gene ZNF75D, whose product is annotated as zinc finger protein 75D. The coding region runs from base 334 to 1350 and encodes 338 amino acids. Gene Ontology annotation, biological process: negative regulation of transcription by RNA polymerase II. The record is from RefSeq and is a predicted model, not a curated record. Gene Ontology annotation, cellular component: PcG protein complex; transcription regulator complex. Gene Ontology annotation, molecular function: DNA-binding transcription repressor activity, RNA polymerase II-specific; RNA polymerase II cis-regulatory region sequence-specific DNA binding. The transcript has 7 exons. NCBI's taxonomy places the organism in Eukaryota, Metazoa, Chordata, Mammalia, Carnivora, Otariidae.